This is a messenger RNA of Pichia kudriavzevii, 2268 nucleotides long. RefSeq lists its product as uncharacterized. Gene Ontology annotation, cellular component: membrane. The record is from RefSeq and is a predicted model, not a curated record. The transcript has a single exon. NCBI's taxonomy places the organism in Eukaryota, Fungi, Ascomycota, Pichiomycetes, Pichiales, Pichiaceae. Gene Ontology annotation, molecular function: ATP hydrolysis activity; ATP binding; ABC-type oligopeptide transporter activity. Bases 1 to 2268 code for a protein of 755 amino acids. Gene Ontology annotation, biological process: transmembrane transport.
AUGAGUCUUCUUGGCCUGCAAGCAAGGGCAGGGGUCAAUGUGAAAAUGCUGAAAGGUUCACUACCAUUGACUAGGAAUAGGACCAUAACAAGAUCCCUUCAAGGUCGAUUGGUGGCUUUGUCUUCUAACAUGAGUUUCUCUACAGGUUUCAAUAGACCUUAUAUUAUAGACAAUUUUAAAAAAACAGCAUUAAAGCGAAGCGUUGGGUUUAACCAAGUUGCCAUUAGGUAUGAAUCUACGAGUGAAAAAUCACAGCAGUCACGUUUGGAGAAGACUUCUGACAAACCACAAAAAAUAACCAAGAAAGGGUCAGUCAAGGAAGUUUUGGAGUUACUAAAACUACUUAGAAAUGAAUGGAAGAUCCUAGCAUUUGCGACCUCGUGCCUAAUCAUUAGUUCUUCUGUCAGUAUGUUAUUUCCUUCCAUUAUGGGUAAGAUUAUUGACACUGCAAAAAUCGAGGAAACCGAUACUUUGGGAGCUAUUGGCUCUCCACUAUCAGAUUCCAUCCAGAUCUUAUCAUAUCAAGUCCCUACAAACGUAUUCUACGGAUCGUUGAUUUGCAUUUUUGCAGUUGGUUCCCUAGCAAACUUCGGUAGAAUAGUUCUUCUUAGAAAAGUUGGUGAGAGAAUAAUGGCCAGGUUACGUGUAGAUAUCGAGAGAAAUAUCUUCCUUCAAUCAUCUAAAUUCUGGGACAAAUACAAAACCGGAGAUUUGAUUUCUCGUUUGGUCAAUGAUUCAACCAUUGUGACUCGUUCCGUAACUCAGAACGUUUCCGAUGGUUUAAGAUCGACUAUUAGUGGAAUAGUCGGUUUCACCAUGAUGCUCGCAAUUUCUGCAAAGUUGACCGGCUACAUGCUGUUGAUAUUUCCUGUUUUGGCAUUUAUUGCUCUGGUAUUUGGUAGAAGAGUCAAGAAAGUUUCCAAAGAAAUCCAAACACAAUUAGGCGCUUUGACCAAAAUUUCAGAGGAGCAAUUCAAUUUUGUAAAAACAAUCCAAAGUUUCAACAAUGAGGGAUACGAAGUCUCCAAGUUUAAGAAAGAGGUCACAAAAUUGUAUAAAUUAUCCGUUCAUGAGGGCAGGUUGAAUGGAUAUUUUUACUCUGCAAAUGGUUUCAUAGGAAAUACGUUUUUAAUUUAUUUACUUUCUGUUGGUGUAUGGAUGGUACGACAAGGUGACCUGACUUUAGGUGAGCUUUCCUCAUACUUAAUGUACACUAUUUAUAGUGCUUCAAGUGUCUAUUCGCUUUCAAACUUUUAUUCAGAAUUGAUGAAAGGUGUUGGGGCAUCAGAAAGAGUUUUCGAAUUACUAAAAUUACAACCCGAUAUUGAUCCUCAUGCUGGAAAAAAGGCCUCUGCUGAUGGCGAUAUUGUUUUCAAAGACAUUGAUUUUCAUUAUCCGACUAGAAAAAAUCACCAAGUUUUCAAUAAAUUGAAUUUGACUCUAAAGAAAGGUGAUCAUGUUUGUCUAGUUGGUCCAUCUGGAUGCGGUAAGAGUACAGUGACUCAACUAUUGCUCAGAUAUUAUGAGCCAAAUAGCGGUAAAAUAAUUGUUAACGGUAACGAUAUUACGGAAUUAAGCUUGGCCAAUUUCAGAGAACAAGUUGGAAUUGUACAACAAGAACCAAUGCUUUUCUCAGGUACAUUGAGAGAAAAUAUCACUUAUGGUAAAAGGGAUGCUAGCGAAAGCGACAUUGCAAAAGUAUGUCAACUAGCAAACUGUUCAAGUUUUAUUGACAACUUCCCCGACAAGUUAAAUACAAUUAUUGGUCCGAAGGGAGCGCAAUUAAGCGGGGGUCAAAAGCAAAGGAUUGCGUUAGCAAGAACUCUACUAUUGGGUUCAAAGGUUUCUGAAUGUGUCAUUGAUCAUUUGAAAGACUUAGAGUUGGUUGGUGAUGAUGGGGAGAUAUUAUUGGGACCGAAUAUACUGGUGCUUGACGAGGCCACCUCAGCGUUGGAUGCACAUUCAGAGGAAGCCAUCAAAAAAACGCUAGAAUUGAGACACCAAGCUGGGUUGACCACGAUAUCUAUUGCCCAUAGACUAAGUACCAUUCAAACUAGUAACAGGGUGAUUGUGUUUUCCCAACAUGGUGUCAUAGUCGCUGACGGAGACUUCAGUGAUAUGAUCAAGGAUAAACAAAGCGAGCUCAACAAACUAUUAAAUAAGUCUCCUAAAGGGGAUAACACUGAGGCUGAGUUGAACGAGGAAGAAGCAGAUACCGUAGAAGGUAAAACUGUCACCGGAGAGCUCGAUUCUGUAGGAAGAAGUUGA